Molecule: messenger RNA, 1660 nt
Organism: Leptopilina heterotoma
Lineage: Eukaryota; Metazoa; Arthropoda; Insecta; Hymenoptera; Figitidae
Exons: 10
Coding region: 461-1582 (373 amino acids)
Source: RefSeq, a predicted model, not a curated record
UCAUAAUAAUAUUUAUUAUUAGAGAAUUAAAAACGAUAUAAAUAAAUAUUAAUAUUUAAUUAAUUGAAUACAUUAGUAAUUGAAAGUAGCCUAAUAAUAGAUAAUUUGCACUCGUCUGUAAAUGGUGAUAUGGGGAAAAGAGAAUUAUUCGAAGAAGGAAUGAGAGAAAUGUGGGUUUUCGCACGGCGUGGUUAAACAAUCCUUUGUGUUUCUCAACCGUCUCAACUCUCUUGGACCGCAGACGUUACGAGUGCGUUUUCCAAAACUCCACAAGGAUGACAAGGAUUAAAGGUGUUUAAAGGAUUAUAGAUUUGUGUCAUUAGCAACUAGGUACAUCUUAUUCGACAAAAACUGUAAACAGAAAAAGUCAAACUUUGUAGGUAACUUUACAGAAAAUGUCGAACCUAUUUUUGGCAUCUAUAAACGGCCUGGAAAAUGGUACUGGGCAAAAUAUUUGGCCAUGUUUUUCAUUCUAAAAUCUCGAAAAAUAUUGGGCUACCUUGAUAGGCAACGUCAUCAUCGGACAGGCUAUGGAUUGAAAUCGCGAUCAUCGCCAGAAGAAAUGGAAAUGCCUCAAACAUUGUCACCUGAACAUCCUAAAGCAGUUGAAGCAGUUUUCUUUAUCCUGUGUACCAAAGAAGGUUUUUACAUGAUGUGCGGAUGCGAAAAAAGACACAAUAAUAUCCACAAUGGAUAUGUUUAUCUUUUAGUUCCUGGAGUUGGUUUAUUAGGCAGUGAAAAACUGCCAAACACUGUUUUACAUGGAGGACAUCCCAAUAGUUAUGGAGCCGAGGGAAUCAAAAUUUCAUUAGUCAAACCAAUGAAAGAAUGGACAGUUGAAUUUGAUGGCAACAUGAAAUACAUUUCUAAAAAGGAAACUGAUGAAAAUUCUGAAUCGAAAUUUCUUAAAGUCAAAUUGGAAGGUACUUGGCAAAGCGAUUUGCCUUAUUUUGAUUUCGACACCGAUUUAAAUACAAAUCAAAUCUGUAAGGCUUUGGCUGUUGAAGAUUGGACUGAGGAUUUCUUCCGAUAUCUUCGAGAGGCCCACCAAACUCAUUAUGAGCACAUGGGGAACAUGAAAGCAAAAUUGUCGAUUGAUGGGAAACUUUACGAGUUUGAGGGUUUGUCAUUUCGAGAUCAUAGUUAUGGAUUUAAACGAGAUUGGAAUUUAAUGCACAGAUACAUUUAUCACAUACUCUUUAUGGAGAACGGAAUGACUUUAUCGAUCGGCGUUUUGAGUCAGCCAUGCACUACUUCCUGUUUGAGGACUGGCUAUGUCUAUGAACCCGAUGGUACCGUACAUUCUUUGCAGAAAUGUGAUUUAGAAUUAUAUCAGCAUGGCGAAAGAGGCAUACCAACGAGAGAUUACGCAUUUUCUUUUUCAGCGGGUAAUAAAAAUUAUUGGAUACAGGUCGAGAUAGUGGAUGAAGCAGUGCACGUUGUUGGUGGAAAUAGUGAGGAAGCAAGAAUGGUGGAAUUUUUCGUAAAGGUGCGAGUGAAUGGUAAAAUCAACGGUAGAGGUAUUUGUGAAUAUAAUUACAACAAUGCUUAUUAUCAGAAAAUAAUAGGAACCAGUUUAUAAACAGUCGUCACGCAGUUUAUCGACUACGAUAUUAAAAAAAUCAUUUAUAAUAACAUGCAAUAAAAUUGAUUUACUAAA